Messenger RNA from Colletotrichum fioriniae, 1845 nucleotides. The record is from RefSeq and is a predicted model, not a curated record. Lineage: Eukaryota; Fungi; Ascomycota; Sordariomycetes; Glomerellales; Glomerellaceae.
AUGCGCCUCUUUAGGACUCUACCGCUAGUCGUCGUGGGACUUUUUGCGCCCUGUCUCUCGGGCGCCUUUCCCUCGUCUAAAGACCGUGAUGCGGCAGUCGCGUUCUUGGAUCGUCUGCUUGUUGAUACACGAGGUCUGGGUAAUGCUCUCACCGAGCAACGGCAGCCUUCUUCGCUGGUUGUAGACCUGGGGUAUGCCAAGUAUGAAGGGUACAACAACGCCACCAGCGGUCUGAAUAUUUGGAAAGGCAUCCGCUACGCAGCUCCGCCGACAGGUUCACAGCGCUGGCAACCUCCCCGCCUCCCAUCAUCCAACGACACGGCUACGGGUGAUGCUGCCCCAGUACCGGUGACGGCAGCAACUGAAUUCGGCCCCAUCUGUCCGCAAAACUACCCCGCGGUUCCGGGUCUCCCCUUCAUCCCGGGGGACGAAGACUGUCUCUUCCUCAAUGUGUACGCGCCCGCCGACGCCAAGGAUUUGCCGGUGCUGGUGUACAUUCACGGCGGCGGAUACGGGUACGGUGAUGGCAGAAUUGAUAUGUCGGAGAUUAUUGGGGCGAAUGGGGGUGGAUUCGUGGCUGUUGUUAUUCAGUACCGGCUCGGCGCGUUGGGCUUCCUUUCCUCUGCGGACGUCAAAGCUCGUGGGGUCGUGAACGCAGGACUGCUGGACCAGGCUUUUGCCCUCGGCUGGGUGCAGCGCUUCAUCGGCCUGUUUGGCGGGGAUCGUGAAAAGGGAAUCGCUGCUUCGCCGUACCUGCCGUUCCACUACGCCUUUGAUGCGCCGUUUCCGACUGCGCGGUACCAGGCGUUUGCUGAGAAGGCGGGGUGCUCGUCGUCUGGUGACAUUCUUGCGUGUCUUCGUGGGAAGGAUAGUAUGACGCUGCAGUUGGCGAGUGCGAAUACCACGUUCGAACAGCCCUAUGGGUUCUGGGCGUUUUACCCCGUGACGGACGGCGUGUACAUCAAGAACCUCCCAACUGAGCAGAUGAAGCAGAAGAGAGUGAAUGGAGAGCGUCUCCUCGUCGGUGUGAGUAUCUUACCCCCCAAGCUCCGCUUCCUUUCCAUGUGUUCUCGACCGGCGACUGACGAGCAUUGCAAGCAUAACGCCAAUGAAGGACCUCUACUCACCCCGCCCAACAUCGUCAGCGUCGAAGACUUGACGUCCUGGCUUAAGCUCGAGUUCCCCAAUCUCUCAGCGGACCAAAUCGACGAGAUCCUUGCCGCGAAUCCGACAAAGACAGGGGCGAACGAUACUCGCUUCGAGACGAAUGGGUCGACGGGGCUUACGGCCCUUGACGUGAGCCAGUCUGGGACCGGGCAGCAACAGAGAGCAAAUAACAUCUACGCCGAGGCAACAUUCGUGUGCCCUAGCUAUUGGCUCUCCGACGCCUUCACAUCGCCAAAGUCGUCGUGGCACUACCAGUACUCCGUUCCCUUUGCCUGGCACACGGCCGACAUCCCAGGCUACUUUGGCCCCGCGACGCCGAACCAGGGCCCGGACAUCGUCCUCGCCUUCCGCAAGAUCUGGGGUAACUUCAUCACGGGCAACGACCCCUCUAUCAGCAAUGAGAUCGCCAACGGAGCUUCUUCCGGCAUCGACGUAGGUGCGGAGAAUGGAGCGAGCCAGUGGCCUGCCUGGACGGAGGAGGCGCCAAAACAGGUGAACCUGAACCAGACGGGCGGCGUGCCGUACGAGUUUACGACUUCGUGGGGGGCGCGGGUCACGCAGUUUAUGGCGCCGGGACAGCUGAAUGAUAUCCGGGUUGUCCCUGCGGAUUCGUGGGAGGGCGGACGCGGUGCCAGGUGCGAAUUGUGGAGGGGUUUGGCUCCUAGCAUUCCGGCGUAG